Molecule: messenger RNA, 2450 nt
Organism: Solanum dulcamara
Lineage: Eukaryota; Viridiplantae; Streptophyta; Magnoliopsida; Solanales; Solanaceae
Product: probable inactive ATP-dependent zinc metalloprotease FTSHI 3, chloroplastic
Exons: 4
Coding region: 260-2221 (653 amino acids)
Biological process (GO): proteolysis
Cellular component (GO): chloroplast thylakoid; membrane
Molecular function (GO): ATP-dependent peptidase activity; ATP hydrolysis activity; ATP binding
Source: RefSeq, a predicted model, not a curated record
UAAAAUUCUGGAAAAAUCAAAAGAUUCAGAUUUUGGUUCACCUUACCCUCUCAUCCUCUAGUGCAAAAUAAUUUUCUUAAAACCCCAAAUCUGCUCUUAUCUUCCUUCUCAAAGCUGCUCUAUACUGCUAAAAGCUUAAAAAGUCAAAACCAGGUACUCCUAUAUUUGUUCAUAUUGUUAAUCAAAAGGUAAAUAUUUAGUGUUGGGUUCAGGUUCUUUCCAAGUUUCAUGGAACAACUCAUGUGCAUAUUGUAGAAAAAUGGCAUCUUUCCCACUUGUUUCAAAUGACAGAUUAUUAAUUACUCACAAGAAAUGGAAACCCCAUAUUGGGAAUUUUGAAUCUUUAACAAGUUUCAAGAAUCAAUCUUGCUCACUACCCAAUUCUUGUUUUACCUCAAGAUUAUGUAUAUCUCAGUGUAGGUACAAGAAAUGGAUGCUCCAUUUUGGUAAUUUUGAUCUUUUUAGGAGAUUAAAGAAUCAAUCUUGCUCAUUAUCCAAUUCUUGUUUUACCACAAGUACUGUUCUUUUUCUGGGGUUGAAUUAUAGGUCUCAAAGUAGACUACUGCUUUAUAGUAGUGGGUUUAGGUCAAUGGUAAAUGAGAAGGGAGAUAUAGAAACCCAUUUGAAUAAAACAGGAAGUAGUACUAUUCGUAGGAAGUUUUCGUUGAGAUUGAGACCAAGGAUAAGAUUAUUGUCAAGAUGGUUGAAAAGGGUAUCUGUUAAAUCUAUGUUAAAUGAUUUUGGGAAUUUUCUGAGGAAGAACACAAGAAGAGUGACACUGUCAACUUCAAUUUCAGUGGUAUUGGGCUUGUGUUAUUUGUUUUUAAGAUUGACAACAACUCCUUCUCCAAAGGUUGUUCCAUAUUCAGACUUGAUUACCAGUCUUCAGGGAGGAUCUGUAUCCAAGGUUCAAUUUGAGGAAGGCACGCGGCGUAUUUACUACAAUACAAACUUGUGGAGUCUUAAAAAUGCUCAGACAGGUGAUGAUAAUUCCUUAGUUCCUGCAGAAACAGCAAUCAUCACUGAGCAAAGCAAAGAUAUAGAUAGCAACAAAGUUGGAAGGAAUGUCUUCAGUAAAAUAUCAAAAGCACAAGGUUCUACCCCUGUAUGGCAGUUUAGUACAAGGAAGAUUGAUCAUGAUGAAGGAUAUCUUCUUAGUCUAAUGAGGGAAAAGGGAACAGCAUAUGGCUCAGCCCCACAAUCAGCACUUAUGUCAAUUAGGACCUUAUUAAUUACUAUGUUAUCUUUAUGGAUUCCUUUGACUCCUAUAAUGUGGCUUCUCUAUCGCCAGCUUUCUGCUGCCAAUAGCUCUGCAAGAAAAAGAAAGCCAAGUAACCAGGUGGUUGGCUUUAAUGAUGUGGAGGGCGUGGAUGCUGCAAAAGUGGAACUUAUGGAGAUAGUGUUGUGCCUGCAAGGAGCUAUAAACUUCAGUAAACUAGGGGCGAAGUUACCAAGAGGUGUACUGCUUGUAGGUCCACCAGGGACAGGAAAAACGCUACUAGCUCGUGCUGUGGCAGGAGAAGCAGGAGUACCCUUUUUUCCCGUUUCUGCUAGUGAAUUUGUUGAGAUGUUUGUUGGAAGAGGAGCAGCUCGCAUUAGAGACCUUUUCAGUGUAGCAAGAAAGAAUGCUCCUUCAAUCAUUUUCAUUGAUGAACUUGAUGCUGUCGGAGGAAAGCGUGGCAGGAGUUUCAAUGAUGAAAGAGACCAAACUUUGAAUCAGUUGCUUACAGAGAUGGACGGCUUUGAAUCGGACUUGAAUAUCAUUGUAGUUGCUGCAACUAAUAGACCAGAAGCUCUAGAUCCAGCACUAUGUCGGCCUGGACGUUUCUCCAGGAAAAUCUUAGUGGGGGAACCUGAUGAAGAUGGGAGGAGAAAGAUCCUGGCUGUACACUUAAGAGAUGUUCCCCUUGAGGAGGACCUGGAGCUUGUAUGUAACCUGGUAGCAUCUCUUACCCAGGGCUUUGUAGGUGCUGACCUUGCUAACAUUGUAAAUGAAGCUGCUUUGCUUGCUGCUCGGAGAGGGGCUGAUUGUGUCUCAAGGGAAGAUAUAAUGGAAGCCAUAGAAAGAGCAAAAUUUGGGAUUAAUGACAAGCAAUACACCCAAAGUGCAAUAGGCAAGGAACUGGAGAAACUGUUCCCUUGGGUUCCUUAUUUCAUGAGGAAGACCAGUACAAGAAGUGAUGCAAUACAAGGACCUUUGGGGUAUCAAGCACUCAGCUGAGAUAUAUGAUCUUAUUAACCAUCUUGUUUGUAUAAUGUUUUUUACCCCACAUAAUCAAGAAUGUAAUGCAAUGUUAAAAAUGGUUGGUGAUUAUUCAUAUUGCGGACCUCAACUUGUUUGGAAGUUGGUUUGAAUGGUAGCAUUCAUUUAAACCAUUGUUGCAAAAAGAAUAGAAAAGGGUCAAUAAUGGUCCUAAAGUAUGCAAAUUUUUUCAUAUUUGCCCUUUGUU